CGUCACGUGUGAAAAGAGGAGGAAGACAGUAGGUCCGAGAAAUGGCGACUCCAUGAUCUUUCUCUCUCUCUCAGGGCUUUGACCGCGCAGGACCUUUGAUAUACUCAGGGCGGUGGAUUAGUCCUGAGUAGUUAGUUUACAUAGAUGCAGUCAUCUGGAAACUCUUAACACGAAUAUUAGUGAAAAUGGCGGCAAAUAUGUACAGAGUUGGAGAUUAUGUGUACUUUGAAACAUCAUCAACUUCCCCGUAUUUAAUCCGUCGGAUUGAAGAGUUAAACAAGACACCAAAUGGAAAUGUUGAAGCAAAGGUUAUGUGUUUCUAUCGUCGAAGAGACAUUUCAAAUUCACUCAUUGUUCUGGCAGAUAAACAUCACAGUAACACACUUGAUGAUGAACCUGACCGAAAGAGAAGCAGCUCACCCACAGAAACAUCAUCAUCACCUCCUUCUGAUACGACCAAUGUCAAUGGUAAUGGCAAUGGUGGAGGGACAGGUGGAGAGGAAAGUGAAGUGAAACCGUUCUCUGAUGUGCCAGAAAAGCAACGCCACCAACUCAAGCAUCGAGAGUUAUUCCUCUCGCGUCAGGUGGAGACUUUGCCAGCCACUCAUAUUCGUGGCAAGUGUGUGGUCACCUUACUCAAUGAGACAGAAUCCCUCACAUCCUAUCUCAAUAAAGAGGACACAUUUUUCUACUCAUUAGUAUAUGAUCCACAACAGAAAACAUUGUUAGCGGAUAAAGGGGAGAUUCGAGUUGGAUCCAAAUUCCAAGCAGAAGUCCCAUCUAAAUUCAUAGAAGUUGAGGAUGACCAGAGACAAUCGGAUCAGCUGGAGACAUUGAUAUGGCGACCAGAAAAUGGGUUAAGUAAAAAAGAAAUUGACCAGUUUUUGGUUAUAGCUCGCUCUGUAGGCACUUUUGCCCGUGCCCUUGACUGUACCAGCACUGUUCGUCAGCCAAGUCUGCACAUGAGUGCUGCAGCUGCUUCAAGGGACAUCACACUGUUUCAUGCCAUGGACACAUUACACAAACAUGGCUAUGACAUCUCCAAGGCCAUUCGCAGCUUGGUGCCUGAUGGAGGUCCUGUGCUGUGUAGGGAUGAAAUGGAAGAGUGGUCAGCUUCUGAAGCCAAUCUGUUUGAGGAAGCUUUGGACAAAUAUGGCAAAGACUUUAAUGACAUCAGACAAGACUUUUUGCCAUGGAAAUCAUUGAAAAGUAUAGUAGAAUACUACUAUAUGUGGAAGACAACAGAUAGAUAUGUUCAGCAGAAACGCAUAAAGGCAGCAGAAGCAGAAAGCAAGUUGAAACAGGUUUACAUUCCUAACUAUAAUAAACCUAACCCUGCAGCUUUGGCUGGGAAAGUUAAUGGUGCUGAUGGACAGGUCUCAGGUCGAGCAUGCGAGAGCUGUUACACCGCCCAUUCGUCACAAUGGUUUUCAUGGGGACCAGCCCACAUGCAGUGCCGUCUGUGCUCUGCAUGUUGGAUGUACUGGAAAAAGUAUGGUGGCCUCAAGAUGCCUACACGAUUAGAUGGAGAACGACCAGCUCCAACACAAAGGCAAGAACGUGUUGCACAUAUGAACUCAAUGCGAACACAGAAAUGCACCAUCUCUGGAUGUGGAAAGGAAUUCAAGCUGAAAACCCAUUUGGCUCGACACUUGGCCACAGCCCAUGGACUGGCUAUCCAGCCAGGCAGUCCCCGGCCUAUAAUGAAGACAAGAGCAGCCUUUUGCCUUAUCACUACUCCUUUGACGCGUAUCUCCCGCCGAAUCUGCAAGGACAUUCUUCGCUCACGGCAUGCUGCCCGUUGUCCAUUUAUACCAAUUAAUACGGCAGCCAUCAAACAAGAAUGUCAGGCACGCCUGGCUGAGGUUGGGAAAUAUACUCCCAACAUUCGCCAAAAGGGUGUAGCCUCUCUGGAUCCCGUUGUUUCACGGCUUGGCAUCAACAUCCAAAUGGAAAAGCCGGCCAUCUUAGGCCGAGGAGCUGUGUCAGAGCGCAGCACCCAGGGACAGACAAAAGUCACCAGCAGCUACCCAUCCAUCAUGAAAAAACGUGGUUUUGAACAAAGUAAUGGACUGGAUGGCCCAACACCCAAACGUCCCAACAUGGGUGUUAUUCGCCAGGCUGGGGCUUCACUGAAGGCACCUGUACAGCGUGGAUUACUGAACCAUGGUAGCAUAAAUGGCCGAAGUAAGGGAGUUCCUGGCACCAGAGGUGUGAAGAUGCACAUGAUUAGCUGGAUUGAUAUGCCUGAUGAUGUUUACUUCGUUGCCACAGAAGCUACAAGAAAAUUGCGAAAGCAGCUGCAGGGACCUGAUUUCAAGAGGGCAGCACGCAACCCCUGGCGGAUCCUAAAUGUUAAGUCCAUGCUGUCUCUCAGUGCCAUUCCGUCUGUGCCACGAGACCGCUCCCCUGCCCCUGCUCAGCCACAAGAGGUGGUGGUUCUAGACUGAGCAAGGCUACAGUGUUUUGAAUUUGUUGUGCUGUUAAACUGGUCUAAAUGGUGAAACCUUUCAGCAAUGUGGCAGAAAUGUAAGGGACAAAGGGAUAUAUCAUUGCGAAGACAGCUGCAAGUGUUACAGCCAACAAAGUUUUGAUGAUAUCACUGGCAUGUUAAAUAACAUGGAGAAGGAGCUUUUUUUAAACUUGAGGUGUUUCCAGAAAUAUGAAGUAUCAUGCAUAAAACAUAUGAGGUGAUCAGGCUAAGAUGCACGGUUGUAAAUUUUGAGAUACAACACCAGCAAUUUGUUAAUUCGAUAUUUACUAUCUCAAAGAGCUGUGAAGUUGCGUUUAUGUUACAAAGAUGACUGGUAUACAUUGCACUUGAAGGCUUUAUGUAUAAUUCAGAUAUCCCAGGAAGAAACUUAGGAGGAGUACUGUUACUGUAGAUGUCAUGAAAAUGAGCACAAGCAUGACAUGCUAUGCCCUUCUAUGAUUACUAAAGCAAGUAAUGGGAGAGUUUAUAUCAUCCCACUUGGCUACUGGAUAAUUGCUUUGCUGCAAGAGAAGUCGAAGUAAAUUGUUUUUGUUCUUAAACACUUCCAGAAUUCCAGCGCUGGCUGAUUUAUAGACAUUGCUUUGCAUAGAUUGAACAGGAGGGGCAGCACUGUUCAAGAUUUCAGUUUUCAAGUGAAUUUAGUCAUGUGUUCGAGACUCUGACCUUAUUGUUGCAUUUUUCGGAUUUUCCUUGCUAUACUUAUCCUCGUCACACUUAAAAGUUUCUCAGUGUUUCUCUUUAUUAGUAAUCAGUAGAGAAUUGACAGUGUAGGAAAUGAACAGUGCCAGUGAAAGGGGCCAUAUUGGCUAAAGUUUGAGCUGUAAAAAGAUCAGAGGAAAAUGCAGGCACUUAUAUUGGAUGUAGUGAGCUAACAGUAAAAGAAAUGUUGUGAUAGGAAAUAAGUUUAAUGAAGCUUUAUUUAUGAAAGAUUUAAAUGCAAGCAUUCUUUUCUCCCUUUUAGAACUAUAAAGUCCGUUCAGAGUUUCCUGUUUGUGCCAAGUUCUACACAGAAAUUAUCAGCUGGUGAUAGUCAUAAAGGCAAGACUUUGAGUUAAAGAUAAUUCUGGAACUGCAGGCAACGAAUUUAAAAUUGUGAUUAAACAGAGGAAAAUAGGGAGAAAAAGUCUGGCGUGGACAUUUUCCACCUUUUGUAUUUCAUAUGGUAGCUUAUUUCAGUAAUGUUUACAUGCAGUUGCUGAUAGGUUCGUUUUGUAAGACACAGGUGCGCUCAGACACUAAUACAAUACCUGUGCACAUUUUCUCUGCUGCCUCUCUUUAUUGUCUCCUAUUGUGCUUGAGAGAUCAUUUGGCUUUUAUAUAAUCAAAAUCAAAUUUAUCUGUAGAUAAGAUUUUGAAAAACAUUAUUUGGUUUUAGUUAAGCUCCGUUCACUUGAUUUCCUUGUUAGUUCAAGAGGAUUUCUAGACAGAGGGUAAUGUUGAAACACCAGUGUGAUUGGGCAUUUCUGAGGUUAUUGUUGCAACACGAAUUCUUUGCUACCUGACAGACAGUGCAGCAUGAUUGCAGAUUUUCUCAUCUGUCCCGGCAGAUACUAUUUUGUGUGUAUGGCAGCUGUCUUAUCUAUUAAAUACAAAAUGUUUUGCAGACUUUGAAAAUUUGAAGAUAUUUUGCAUAGUACUUGAACAGCAAACUCAUUGGUGAUGAGUUAUGUGUGUUUGGGAUGAAGGUGAUGUGUCUCUUGCUCUUUACUCCUUGCACAGUACUCCCGCCCCCCAGAUUGACAUAUGAUCAGUAGUGCCUGUUACACCAUGAAUUAUUUUGUUCUCACCAAAACCCAUCAAGUGAGAUUCAGUCUCGAUGACAUGAUGUGGAUUUUAUUUUAUUUUUAUUUUAUUUUUUUGUGGAUGACUUCCAGAAAAAAUCCUUUUUUUUUCAGAAUAGCAGAGUUAAAGAGACACGCAAUAAUACGAUUAAUACAGUUUUUUGUAAACUGGUGGAAAAAAGCAGAGGCUGUUGUAUGUUUGAUGGGAUGCGUGCACGCAAGAGAAAGAGGAUUAUUAAGGGUGGCAGCAUACUGUAUGCUUGUGAAAAUUAGUGUGUCUUGUGAGAAAGGAGAUGUGAACAGCGUGGUGACUACUUGCCUGUUAGAUUCUCUGCUAAAUGAUACUCUUCAGGAAUUUUCAUUUCCUUUUUUUUUUUCAGAAUAAAAGUUUUCAGUGGUCAAUUAAGCAUUGUUUAAAUUGUUUUUAUUUAAUAUUUUUUUUAAUUGGCAAAAGUUUUAAGUGUGACUGUUAGCAAUAUCUUAUUCUUGAUAAUCCACUGAAGAAGGUGUGAAGUAAUAGUAGACAAAUCUAAUAACAGAAUUGUUAUGGAACGGUUCUUUAGAAGCUGUGAAUACUUGCGUCUCGGCAACAACCAUGUGUCAGAAACAAUUGUAGAGGAAAUUGUAUUCUGUUGAAAGGCUAAUAGAGAUGUGAGAAACAUCGUAAUUGUGGAGCUUUAAGAUCAUCAGGUAACCAAUCAUAUUUUCUGUUUUGGAGACCACCACAACAGUGAAAUGGGCAGAAGGCUUUAGGAGCAGAGCUGACAGCUUAAAUUUUCCUGCAUGUGGUAAAUAUGCACGAUGCUGUAUGUUUCACUUCAGUUUUACAUUAAACCGAUCAGGAUAGUUUUCUGUUGUAUAUUAAUUAGCAUUUUUUUGAAAUCAGGCCUUGAAAUUUAGUAUGUGAAGUUAUUUUAUAUUUAAUUUUUAAAUGUUCUCUAGUGAGUCCCAGAAAACGGUCAUUGUGAGAGCCAUCGGUUACCUCCCUUGACAUGUGACCCCUGUCGUCAACUUGGCCCCACCCCACUCUUGUUUGUUCACCGGGUAACAGCAGGCAUUUAUUCAAGCCAUUGCCAUGUUAAGAGGUGUUACUGACAGCACAACGCGUUGGGUUGCUUGCAAUAUUGCCAUGUUUACAGCAGUCACAAUAUAUAUUUUUUUGAAGGCAGCUUUCUUUGCUGUUCUGCCUUUUGGGAUUUUGUAAGUUUAAAAAAAUGUAGAUGUUAAAGAAUAUAUAUUUUUGAUGGACAAUUCUUUCCAGAGGGUGUCAAAUUGGGCAUGCGUGGGAGAUAUAGGAAGUGAGAAAUGAGAUGUGAAAAUAAAUUAAGCUUUGAAGCCGUAGUGUGAUCACAUUUGAUCAUGCUUGCUAGCAUGAGCAGGGUUAGGGUACCUACAAGGUACCUAUACCACAGUGAGGCUUAUAUGUAAACAUGCCAAAGAUGUACUCAGCUUCUAAAAUGAAGACAAUUAGAUCACUUAGUUUAAUGUCUUGAUGUAAUUACCUGAAAAGGCAAAAUCUUGGGGCAUACCUUCAUAGUCUGUCAGGUGAAAGCCUUGAUAAGCAUACUACUUAAAUGACCAUGCCAGACUUGGCUGCAUAAUACGCUUUUUGUCAAGUUCCAGCUGGUGUCUCUCUUUGUCCAUCUCAACACCAUAGGUCUCUCUUCUCCCCCCCCCCCCCCACACAAAAAAAAGAAUCAUUAGCAUAAAGUGCAUAGAGCACCAUGGCUUAAAAGUGUUGAACAGGGUUGCAGUUUUACUGGCAUGCUCACUUCGCAAAAUGAACUAGUUUUCACUUGUGGUUCACAAGUUCAGAUAGAAAAUGGUGGAUGAUUAAUGAUGUGGCAAAUUUUUUUUUUUUUGUGAGUCUUCGUGUCACUCGGACAAAGCAGACCAUUUAGGAUUGGCUCAUUUUUUGGCAAUAUUGCAGUACUGAAUCUGCCCGGCUGACAAGUUUCUAAAUUCAUGAAAUUUUAUUAAAUUCCCACCCUGCCUGUUUAGUUGGAGAUGAUCAAAAAAGAGUAUACAGGUGUUGAAUUUCUACCUUGCCUGUUUAAUUGGAAAUGAUCUUUAAAGAAGAUAGUGUGCAGGUGCAUAACAUGCUUUUUACAUGUAGCCUACAGAUAACUUAUAGAUACACAUGGGACUUUGUCAUCACUGCCACCCUUUGUACCUCCUUAAAAUGUUGUUAAUGUAUUAAUAUGUUGAGGGGAUAGAGAGUGUGACCCUAUAUUAGUACUAGUUGCAAUGCUUGGAUGUGUGCACACUUUAUUUCUGAGCAGAAAGCCCUGCAUCAUCACUCAUGCCUGACCAAUCAACAGCAACGUAAGAAUGUGCGUUGUCUUUCGUCUCAUUUUCUACUUGCUGGAAGCCACAGCUAAACUGAGCAUCUUUAGAGCUAUGUGCAUCAUGAUAAUUGCCAUGCUUCAGGAUGUAGUCACUACACGCUGUUCGUCUGUGAAAGAACGGUGCCGUAUGGGGAGUGUAGGUUACACAACCGGUCUACGCAACGUGAGCGAGAAGCAGAUACAAGACUGCAGGCACCUGUGCCUUGAUCCCCCUUCUCAUCACUCCACCCUGCUGUCAUCUUCCUGCAGAUUCGUUUGAUUUAAAACACUUUUCUUUCCAACUUUGUUAAUUUCGUAUUUGAGUGUACUGGAUUGAAACUCCAUGGCUGCUGCAAGUAUAAUGACCAUAGCAGUGUUUCCUUCUUGAUUAUACAGGAUUGAUUUUGUAUAUAGACCUUCAUGUUACGUUUUUUUUCCAUAUCAUACAUUUUUGUGAACACACUAAAAAAGACCUGUUGCUGUUCAUACAUUGAAACAAUUUUCCCUCCUUUCAGAAUGUGUACAUAUUGAACGAUCUUUUUGUACUAUUUCAGAACUUCACAUUUUUUUCACUGAUGCAUGAACGUUUCAUGCACGGCCGCGCGUGCAUGCACAAAGUUGAAUGUUUGGAGCGCUUGUAUCAUGUCUUGUUUCCAGGAUUGCCAUCAUAAUUAACUCGUGACCAUCAGGUUGAAUGGAUCAUCUAAUUUAUUUGGCAAAGUUCAUUUCCUAAAUAAAGACUUGCAUCAUUU
Pomacea canaliculata is the source of this 7354-nucleotide messenger RNA. RefSeq names its product metastasis-associated protein MTA1-like. Gene Ontology annotation, biological process: negative regulation of transcription by RNA polymerase II. Gene Ontology annotation, cellular component: NuRD complex; nucleoplasm. Lineage: Eukaryota; Metazoa; Mollusca; Gastropoda; Architaenioglossa; Ampullariidae. Gene Ontology annotation, molecular function: transcription corepressor activity; chromatin binding; transcription coactivator activity. The transcript has 20 exons. Bases 186 to 2450 code for a protein of 754 amino acids. The record is from RefSeq and is a predicted model, not a curated record.